CUCCCUUCUUCCACCACACUAACCCCUCCCUUCUCAGAAAAACCCCCCCAAAAAAAGCAAAAAAAAAAACAAAAAUGUGCCAAUACGAAAACAUCCACUACGGCUGCGGCCACGCAAACCGCCGUCUAAUCAAACACUGCCAUUUCGCCCGCAACGACCCAAACCAUCAAUGUUUCGGCGCUUGGUCUGUCAAGAGGGAAUGGUCGAAUCCUACAGAAUAUUGUCGUAAUUGCGCUUAUUAUGCUAGACAGAGGGGGUUUGGUCAUGGGCGUUGAUUUUAGAAUGGGGGGAGAGAGGUUUGGGUAUCUCUCUUUUUGUUUUUGUUGGAGAGAAGAGGCAUGUCCCCGCGGACAGGUUCUGUGGGUUUUUUUGUUUGGGGGGGGGGGGGGGGGGG
This is a messenger RNA of Aureobasidium subglaciale EXF-2481, 394 nucleotides long. RefSeq lists its product as uncharacterized. The transcript has a single exon. Bases 75 to 275 code for a protein of 66 amino acids. The record is from RefSeq and is a predicted model, not a curated record. Lineage: Eukaryota; Fungi; Ascomycota; Dothideomycetes; Dothideales; Saccotheciaceae.